ACCGCCGCUCGCUGUCAAAACCCAGCCCAGCAGAGAGCAGACCAGUCGACUCAGUCACGAGCAGCCAAAUCCCAAGCCAACCCACACACCUCACCUUCCUCCCUCCUCCUCACCACACACGCUACACGCCACCUCCUCCCCGAUCCCCUUCCCCUCCCCCGAGAGCAGCCCCCACGUGACCCGGAUCCGACCGCGCCCCCGGCCUCGUCCCCCGUCCACGGCCGCGCCGCCCAAUUCGCGGCAAUUCCUCGAUUCCGGCCCGGCCGCAAGCAAGGCCUGCGAGGGCAGAUCCAUGGAGCUGAGCCGGCCGCCGCGUCCACUCUAGCGCAUCGCGAGGAGCUCCUGGUCUCGUCGCUCACCGAGAAUUCUCCCACCGUUUGGCUCCGCAGCGAUGGCUGCGGCGAUGCACAUGCCGAAUCCUUCCGCGGCCGGUGCCCCAGGAAUCUUUAGCGAUGCACUAUUCCGGGAGCUAUGGCAUGCUUGUGCCGGUCCCCUGAUCACGGUACCCAGACAAGGCGAACGAGUCUAUUACUUUCCCCAGGGUCAUAUGGAACAGCUUGAGGCAUCUACAAACCAGCAGCUUGACCAGUACCUGCCGAUGUUCAACCUACCAUCCAAAAUCCUAUGCAGCGUGGUCAACGUAGAGCUCCGGACGGAAGCUGAUUCAGAUGAAGUUUACGCUCAAAUUAUGCUGCAACCAGAGGCUAAACAAGAUGAGCUCACAAGCUUGGGUCCUGAGCCACAAGAACUCGAGAAAGGCACCAUACAUUCCUUUUGCAAGACACUGACAGCUUCGGAUACGAGUACCCAUGGAGGUUUCUCUGUUCUUAGGAGACAUGCUGAAGAGUGUCUUCCUCCGCUGGACAUGUCUCAGAAUCCACCAUGUCAAGAACUGGUAGCCAAAGAUCUCCAUGGAACUGAGUGGCAUUUUCGUCACAUAUUUCGGGGACAACCUAGGCGACAUCUACUUACAACUGGCUGGAGUGUCUUUGUUAGCUCAAAAAGAUUGGUUGCUGGUGAUGCAUUUAUCUUUCUGAGAGGUGAAAAUGGCGAGUUGCGGGUUGGAGUAAGGAGGCAUAUGAGACAAGUAAAUAACAUGCCAUCAUCUGUCAUAUCAAGCCACAGCAUGCAUCUUGGAGUCCUUGCAACAGCCUCCCAUGCAAUCUCCACUGGGACCCUGUUCUCUGUUUUCUAUAAACCCAGAACAAGUCAAUCUGAGUUUGUGGUGAGUGUUAACAAGUACCUUGAAGCGAAGAAGCAGAACACUUCCGUUGGAAUGAGAUUUAAGAUGAAAUUUGAAGGCGAUGAAGCUCUUGAAAGAAGAUUCAGUGGAACAAUUAUUGGUAUUGGGAGCACGCCGACAAUGUCAACAUCUCCAUGGGCAGAUUCUGAUUGGAAAUCUCUGAAGGUCCAAUGGGAUGAGCCUUCAUCCAUUCUUCGUCCAGAUAGAGUUUCACCAUGGGAAUUGGAGCCACUGGAUGCAGCUAACCCACAACCCCCUCAACCUCCACUUAGAAAUAAGCGUCCCCGACUUCCAGCUUCACCUUCUGUGGUUCCAGAACUUGCUCCCAAAUUUGGACUAUGGAAGUCCCCAGCUGAACCAAGCCAAACCCUAUCAUUUUCAGAGCCACAACAGGCUCGAGGGUUAUUUACUAAUUCACGCUUCUCAUCAUCAUCAAACGUUGCAUUCAAUCAGUUCUACUGGCCAGCAAGAGAAUCAAGAGAAGACUCCUAUGCUGCAAGUACUAACAAAGCCACUGUUGAGCGAAAGCUUGAACCAGCUACUGGUGGUUGCAGAUUAUUUGGAAUUGAGAUAAGAUCUGCUGUGGAAGAAACACAACCUGUGGUAACUGUUUCAGGUGAUGGUUAUGACCAAACAGCUGCAUCUGUAGACGUGGACUCUGGCGAGCUCUCGCAGCCAUCCAAUAUCAACAACUCUGGUGCCCAAGCAGCAAGCAGUGAGCGUGCUCUUCUUGACACCCAAACCCGCCAAGUUAGAAGCUGCACAAAGGUAAUUAUGACAGGAAUGGCAGUUGGAAGAGCAGUGGACUUGACAAAGCUAUAUGGGUAUGUUGAUCUUCACCGCAAGUUGGAGGAGAUGUUUGAUAUACAGGGGGAGCUGUGUUCCACACUCAAGAAAUGGCAGGUUGUUUAUGCCGACGAAGAGGAUGAUAUGAUGCUUGUUGGGGACGAUCCUUGGGACGAGUUUUGCAGCAUGGCGAAAAGAAUAUACAUUUUUACAUAUGAGGAGGCCAAGCAAUUGGCACCAAAGGCCACCAAGCUGAGCCGUGUGAACUCAUCACAUGAAUCAGUGGCUCCGCAGAGUGGCUCAGACUAUCCAGCCUCGUUUGCCAAUGCAGAUUGCUGAAUGCUAAGUUGCUAACUUUUCUCUAAUUAUCGCUCUUUCUUCCUUUGAUCAUUCGGGGAAAAUGCCCAUGAUCAUCCACUCUACUCGGGAGAGCUACUCAUGAUUGCUUCACGGACAAAAGACAUUGUGUGCGUUGCUGUGGUGGGUUUGGUCCUGUAUUAGCAAGGAAUGCCUGGACAUUUCGCGACGUUUCGUUGCCAGUUGGUUUUAUGCGAGAACUGGCGGUGAGCCGCAGUAUGCAUAUUGCCCUAGACCCUGCUUUCGUUGCUUGCUAGUAAAUAGGCGUAUGUAUAUAUUGAUGUUCGGGUAUCUGUACGAAUUGAUGCAAUUCAGCAAUUGUUACUUUUAGCAGCAGCAACCUUUUCGCUAGUGGUGGCGGUGGUUAGUAUGUUUCCUUGUAUCGUGUAUACUUUUCUCCCUCGUGGAAGCCAUCUGUAUAUAUCUAAGUAGUAAAGUUGUGUUUUAUGGUCU
Hordeum vulgare subsp. vulgare (domesticated barley) is the source of this 2839-nucleotide messenger RNA. RefSeq names its product auxin response factor 9. The transcript is spliced from 14 exons. Gene Ontology annotation, biological process: response to hormone; regulation of DNA-templated transcription. Lineage: Eukaryota; Viridiplantae; Streptophyta; Magnoliopsida; Poales; Poaceae. Gene Ontology annotation, molecular function: DNA binding; protein binding. Bases 392 to 2368 code for a protein of 658 amino acids. Gene Ontology annotation, cellular component: nucleus. The record is from RefSeq and is a predicted model, not a curated record.